Oreochromis niloticus (Nile tilapia) is the source of this 2435-nucleotide messenger RNA. It is a transcript of the gene as3mt, whose product is annotated as arsenite methyltransferase. The transcript has 11 exons. The record is from RefSeq and is a predicted model, not a curated record. The coding region runs from base 141 to 1277 and encodes 378 amino acids. Gene Ontology annotation, cellular component: cytosol. NCBI's taxonomy places the organism in Eukaryota, Metazoa, Chordata, Actinopteri, Cichliformes, Cichlidae. Gene Ontology annotation, biological process: arsonoacetate metabolic process; toxin metabolic process. Gene Ontology annotation, molecular function: arsenite methyltransferase activity.
GGGGGCGUGCUGGUAAAACAGGAAGUGAAACGCACAGUGUUGGUUCAAAGCUACAGUCAUUGGUCCAAAGUAAGAAAACUUGACAGCACACUGAGAUUUUCCUCUUUAAAGCGAACUUGGAAAGCGCACGUAAUGUGACCAUGGACCCUGGAAAGAGUACGUGUCCAAAGGCAUUCUCUGAUAGCACCAUUCACGUGGACGUGAAGGAUUAUUAUGGCAAGAGGCUGAAGCAAACCUCAGACCUAAAGACCAAUGCCUGCGUGGCUCCAGUGCAGCCCACCCCUGACUUCAUUCGCCAGGCACUAAAGAAAGUACACCCUGAAAUCACUGCUAGGUACUAUGGCUGUGGUUUGGUUGUGCCAGAAUGCUUAGAGGGCUGCAGGAUACUAGACUUGGGCAGUGGAAGUGGGAGGGACUGCUAUAUGUUGAGUCAGCUUGUGGGUGAGAAGGGCCAUGUCACUGGUAUUGACAUGACUGACGGCCAGCUUGAGUUGGCCAGGACCUAUGUGGACCAUCACAUGAAAGAGUUUGGUUACAAGAAGCCAAAUAUAAAUUUUGUCCAAGGCUACAUCGAAGCCUUGACCGAGGCAGGUCUGGAAAAUGACUCGUUCGAUGUUAUCAUCUCCAACUGUGUAGUGAAUCUUUCUCCAGACAAGAGGAUGGUACUGACUGAAGCUUACAAAGUACUUAAGGAUGGUGGUGAGCUGUACUUCAGUGACAUUUACAGCAAUGGAAGACUAACAGAGGAAAUUAAAAAUCACAAAGUGUUAUGGGGUGAGUGCCUUGCUGGAGCACUCUGGUGGAAGGAUCUCCUGCAAUUGGCUGAAAAAGUGGGCUUCAGCCCCCCACGGCUGGUUACGGCCAGUGUCAUCACUGUUGACAACAAGGAACUGCAGGACAUUCUUGGCAACUUCAAGUUUGUUUCUGCCACAUACCGCUUGUUUAAGGUCCCCAAAGGGAACACCAAGAACUGCAAAGUCAUAUAUAAUGGGGGCAUGACAGGGGCAGAGGAUAGUUUCCAGUUUGACUGUCAGUACACCUUCAAGGCCAAUGAAGUUGUGGAGGUGGAUGGAGAGGUGGCCAACAUACUGACACAUUCCAGAUUUGCAGAGGACUUCACUUUUCAGCCACUGGGGGGCCCCACUGGGCCCUGUGGAGUCAAACCUAAGGCUGGCAUUGAGGACCCUUUUGAGCUGGCCCUGAUGUUGGGUGUGCAAGGCCCUGCAUCAGCCACUGGGGGAUGCUGCAGCACACAGUCUGCUGGCUGCUGCAAGUGAUGGUGGGAAGAGCACAAAGAAACAGGCUCAGCUUCCUGCCUACCAAUAAUGCCUACAUGUUUGGUGAACUUCCAUUAAUUAAUUCAUUUUAAUUAAACAUAAUCAUGUUACUGGUUGAUACUGGUUGCUCAAACAACUUCACCUACCCAGUGUAUAAUGGAGACAACUCAGCUAAUCCAGUUUUAGUUUCACUUUGGAACACCCUGCAUUGCAAUUACACAAAGCCAUCAUUUGCUUCACAUACUGCAUGACUAUGUGAAGGACAUGAGUUCUGCUGAUGACUUUAAAAUGUUUUAUUGUGUAAUCAAAGUGUUUGUAUUUGAAGUUGCUUAAAGUGCAUAUGAGCCAAUUUAAGGAGCCAGCAUAUGAUUCAGGGCCAUAGGAAAAAAAAUCUCACAUCAAACAAUUUUAGUUUGACUUUGUGUCUUAUCAGAUUGUGGUGGUUCAUGUUGGUAUCUGCUGCUAACCAUUAGUGAGGUGAUUGUUAAAUUGCACCAACUAUUUUUUUUUUUAAUGUUUUUAAAUUAAGGUUAGGGUGGUUUAUUUUGCCAUAAUGUCAAAAAAAGAGUUAAAAUUGGAGAGAUAUGCUCCCUGCUUCCAGUUUUCACUGGUACUAUACAAUGGUUUUGACUGAGCUGUUGUUGAAUCAAGGGUGAUUAGAAGCCACAUAACAUUUUUGAAGUCUGACACUGGCCCACAGGCCACAUGUUGAGUACCUAGGCUAUAAAUUAUCUUGCGCAAACAAGAUAACAAUAUCACUUUGAGGGAUUUAAGGGUUCUGCAAGUGCUCCCAGUUAAUAUUUUAUGAAAGGAUUCAAUAUGGUAACAAUUCAUUAACAUAAUUAUAUGGUAUAGAUAAAAGGAAAACUUUAUAGUAAGGUUAAAUAAAAAUGCAACAAAUUUAAAACCUUUUAACAACCAUGAGCAGUAUUAAGAAGAGCACCUUCUUCAUUUGUGCCUCAUUUUGUCAUAUGCCUACUUAGUCUAAUUAUUUUCUUACCCAUAAAACUGACAUUGUUUAUUCACACAAUACUUUUUACUUACCUUAAAACCUGUGUUUUAGUAAAUCGGUGCUUAAUUAUUUUGCAGACUGGCUUUAAGAUGUGCUUCAACCAAAGUGUACAAAUUAUCUCCCGUUAUUGUGAUGGUUAUGUGUUA